This is a messenger RNA of Lycium ferocissimum, 1191 nucleotides long. Its product is annotated as probable WRKY transcription factor 65. The record is from RefSeq and is a predicted model, not a curated record. Lineage: Eukaryota; Viridiplantae; Streptophyta; Magnoliopsida; Solanales; Solanaceae. Gene Ontology annotation, molecular function: transcription cis-regulatory region binding; DNA-binding transcription factor activity. Gene Ontology annotation, cellular component: nucleus. Gene Ontology annotation, biological process: regulation of DNA-templated transcription. The transcript is spliced from 3 exons. Bases 180 to 962 code for a protein of 260 amino acids.
UAUAUUGUAAGCCAAAUUUCAUCACUCAUCCUUCUUCCUUAGACAACAGCUCAUAUUUAAAGCCUUCAAAGUUCAUACGUAUUUCUUUCCCAAAGAUAAAUUCUUGAUAUUAUUGAAGUAUAAGUACCUAAAUGAGAUCAACAAGAUUCCAACAAUAGCUAGCUUUUUAGUUUUUGGUCAUGGAAGGUGUGCUACAAAAAGAUCCAUUUUUUCAUAAGCAAGACAAUUCCAGGCAUUCGAUAAAAUUGAAACACUGUAGAGAAGACUCUGCAGGAAAUUCAGCUGAGAGUCCUUUAACUGGCGAUGAAGUAGCCGAAGUUAGCAUGUCAUCACCUAGAAAAUUCAGUAAAAGAGGAGCAAAGAAAAGAGUAAUAUCAGUGCCAAUUAGGGACUGUGAUGGAUCAAGAAGUAAUUACAAAGGGGAAGUUUAUCCUCCAUCUGAUUCUUGGUCUUGGAGGAAGUAUGGCCAAAAGCCAAUUAAAGGAUCACUUUAUCCCAGAGGAUAUUAUCGAUGUAGUAGCUCAAAAGGUUGUCCAGCGAAAAAACAAGUAGACCGUAGCCACCAUGACCCCACCGUGCUCCUUAUCACCUAUUCCUCCGACCACAACCACCCUCUUCUGGCGGCCGCCACCAAACGCCGCCACCCCACCACCACUUCUGCCGCCACUGCAACCACUCCAGAAGAUCAAUCAGCCAUCUUCACCUACCAACAUGACGACAACUUCCUAGAGAUUAAUGCUGGAGAGUUGGGUUGGUUCUCCAAUGUGGGGUCCACAUUGAUGGAGAACACGUCGUCGCUGGUGGGGUCCACUUGGGUUGAUGAUGAUAUGGCACUAAUGUUGCCGAUUGGCGAGGAGGACCAAUCAUUAUUUGGUGAUCUCGAUGAGUUACCGGAAUGUUCGGUGGUUUUUCGACGGUAUAGGGUGGAGUCGCUGAUACACUCGGAGAAAAGGUUACAAUAACAAGCCCCUCCCCGACCAAAGACUCAAGGGCAAGGAGGCGGCGAUCAGCCAUCCACUCUCAAGAUUCAUAUUGAUCAAUAGAUCAUCGCGUCCUGCCAGUUUGCUGGGUGAGAAAUGGUUCUCUUUUGCCAAUAAACUUUCUCCGACCUUCCAUUAACCUUACUCAUAAAGGAUCUUAUGAUCGGAAGAACUAUCUAACUAAAGAAAAAUAAUGCUUUUUCACGUAGCC